AUGGCGCCCCGAACCCUCCUCCUGCUGCUCUCGGGGGCUCUGGUCCUGACCGAGACCCGGGCGGGUGAGGCGGGGUCGGGAGAUUUCCGAGUGUGCCUGAACAACGUGCGCGGCUACUACAACCAGAGCGAGGCCGGUUCUCACACUUUCCAGAGGAUGUAUGGCUGUGACGUGGGACCGGGCGGGGACCUCGUCCGCGGGUACCUUCAAUACGCCUACGACGGCGCCGAUUACAUCGCCCUGAACGAGGACCUGCGCUCCUGGACCGCGGCGGACGCGGCGGCUGAGAUCACCCAGCGCAAGUGGGAGGCGGCCGGUUGGGCGGAGCAACAGAGGGCCUACCUAGAAGGAGAGUGCGUGGAGUCGCUCCGCAGACACUUGGAGAACGGGAAGGAGACGCUGCAGCGCGCAGACCCACCAAAGACACACGUGACCCACCACCCCAUCUCUGACCAUGAGGCCACCCUGAAGUGCUGGGCUCUGGGCUUCUACCCUGCAGAGAUCACCAUAACCUGGCAGCGUGAUGGGGAGGACCAGACCCAGGACACGGAGCUUGUGGAGACCAGGCCUGCGGGGGAUGGAACCUUCCAGAAGUGGGCGGCUGUGGUGGUGCCUUCUGGGGAGGAGCUGAGAUACACGUGCCAUGUGCAGCAUGUGGGGCUGCCUGAUGCCCUCACCCUGAGAUGGGAGCCACCACCUCAGCCCAUAAUCCCCACUGUGGCCAUUGUUGCUGUCCUGGUUAUCCUUGGAGUUGUGGUCACUGGAGCUGUGGUUCUAGGUGUUGUCAUGUGGAGGAAGAAAAGCUCAGGUGUAAAAGGAGGGAGUUAUGCUCAGGCUGCUAGCAGUGACAGUGCCCAGGGGUCUGAUGUGUCUCUCACGGCUUGUAAUGUGCCACGCAGGGCUGUGGUCACUGAUAAGGAGGACUCUGAGGGCAAUCAUGUGCUGAGAGGCACAGCAGUCGACCUCUCACUUGCCAAUGUCAGUCUGACUUUGCUGCAGGAAGGGAAGGAGCUAACCCUGGACUCAGAGUUCAGGGGCAGCUGA
Molecule: messenger RNA, 1044 nt
Organism: Galeopterus variegatus (Sunda flying lemur)
Lineage: Eukaryota; Metazoa; Chordata; Mammalia; Dermoptera; Cynocephalidae
Product: saoe class I histocompatibility antigen, A alpha chain-like
Biological process (GO): positive regulation of T cell mediated cytotoxicity; immune response; antigen processing and presentation of endogenous peptide antigen via MHC class Ib
Cellular component (GO): external side of plasma membrane
Molecular function (GO): peptide antigen binding; signaling receptor binding
Source: RefSeq, a predicted model, not a curated record